Ixodes scapularis (black-legged tick) is the source of this 2273-nucleotide messenger RNA. Its product is annotated as acyl-CoA synthetase short-chain family member 3, mitochondrial. The record is from RefSeq and is a predicted model, not a curated record. The coding region runs from base 1 to 2187 and encodes 728 amino acids. The transcript has 16 exons. Lineage: Eukaryota; Metazoa; Arthropoda; Arachnida; Ixodida; Ixodidae.
AUGUUAGGCCGGCUGGGCCAGCCGGGCUGCUCAAGAUGCGGCCACGUCCGACGCAUCUUGGGUGUGACGCGAGGGACCCUUAGGACGAUACCUCCGGAAGCGACGGCUGGCGGCACUGUCUACGACAAGACGUACCAGCGCUCCAUAGAACUGCCCGAGGUGUUUUGGCGACAGGUCGCAGAGAACUUAGUUUGGGAGCGGAAGUGGACUCGGGUUGUAGACGACGUCAAGCGGCCCUUCACAAAAUGGUUUCCGGGGGGCGAGAUCAGCGUCUGCUACAACGCGGUAGACCGACACGUGGAAGCCGGGAAAGGCGACAAGGUGGCCCUCAUCCACGACAGCCCCGUGACGCAGACGGUCACCAAGAUCACUUACAAGCAACUCAAGGGACAGGUGUCGAAGGUUGCCAGCGUCCUCUCGAAAUGGGGCAUCAAGAAGGGCGACCGCGUCAUCAUCUACAUGCCCAUGAUACCGGAGUCAGUGUACGGAAUGUUGGCAUGCGCACGCAUCGGAGCCGUACACUCGCUCGUUUUCGGGGGCUUCGCAGCCAAGGAGCUCGCGGUUCGGAUAAACCAUGCUCAGGCGGAUGCUUGCCUGUCCGUUAACUUUGGCAUCGAGGCUAAAAGACUGGUACCCUACAAGACCAUCCUAGACGAGGCGAUCAGCCUGUCCGAAUACAAGCCGAAGAAGUGCCUCAUAUUCAUGAGAGGAGAGGAGGACAGGGACGUUCCAAUGACUGCCGGCAGAGACGAGAUAUGGCAGGAUGUUGUCCGCGGCGCACAUCCGGUAGACUGUGUCCCCAUUGAGGCCAUGGAGCCUCUGUAUCUACUGUAUACUUCCGGUACCACAGGACUGCCCAAGGCAGUCGUACGGCCUGCAGGAGGACACGCGGUCAACCUGCUCUGGACACUCGAGAACGUGUAUGGCGUCAGAGACAAUGACACUUGGUGGGCAGCCUCAGACCUGGGUUGGGUUGUUGGCCAUUCUUACAUAUGCUAUGCCCCUCUUCUCAAAGGUGUCACAACCGUGUUGUACGAGGGCAAACCCGUGGGCACGCCAGAUGCCAGCAGCUUUUUCAGAGUGAUCAAACAGCACGGUGUGUGCGGCAUGUUUUCGGCACCCACAGCAAUGAGAGUCAUUCGGAAAGAAGUGAGUGUAAAAGGCAACAUAAUUAUUUUUGAAAGAGGAACAUGCAUGGACUGCCCGAAUUCUGGUAGCACCGAAAUUUAUGGAUCUCGUAUCGGUCAAAUGCUUUUUAGCUGCGUGCCUCACUAUUGCAUUUUGCAAUGCCCGCAGCCGGCGAAGGAUCCCGAGGGAUGCUUUGCAAAAAAUUUCCCGAUGAAACAGUUGCGUCAAGUGUUCUUGGCUGGAGAACGAUGUGAUCAAGGCACACUGAGCUGGACGGCAAAGACAUUUGGCGUUCCCGCCUUGGACAACUGGUGGCAAACGGAAACGGGUUCACCAGUGACAGCCACGUGCGUCGGUUUGGGGAACUCAAUGGAUGUACCCGAGGAAGCAACGGGAGUUCCAGUGCCCGGGUGGGAUGUUAGGGUGCUCCUAGACGACGGCUUGGAAGCAGCUCCAAACCAGCUUGGUACCGUGGCCGUCCGGUUGCCCUUGCCUCCAGGAGCCUUCUCGACACUCUUCCGAGCAGACGACGCUUUUGUUGUCAAGUACUUCGAGAAAUUUCCGGGCUACUACGACACAAUGGACAUCGGUAUUCGGCACAAGAAUGGGUACAUCAGCAUCCUCUCCAGAAAUGACGAUGUCAUAAACGUGGCAGGGCACCGCCUUUCGACCUUCCAGAUAGAAGAGACCAUCAUGAAGCAUCCGGACGUCGCAGAUUGCGCGGUCGUGGGGGUUCCGGACGAGAUUAAGGGAGAGGUUCCGCUUGCACUCUUUGUACUCAAGAAUGAUGUAAGCAGAUCCUUAGAUGAGAUCAGAGGGCAAAUCUUCGAACUGGUUCGCAUGGAUGUGGGACCGGUGGCGGCCUUCAGACUGGCCACUUCUGUGCCAGCUCUGCCAAAGACCCGCUCGGGAAAGAUUCCGCGGAAGACCAUUGCCGACCUCGCCAGGGGAAAACCAGUCAAGAUUCCUGUGACCAUCGAGGAUCCCUCUGUCUACAAGGCCAUUAUGGCCUCGCUGAAAAACCUGGGCUAUGCUCUCGAUGCACCGAACCCAGAGUAGGGACUCCCUAAAGAGCCUUCAGUUCCCCACACCAACUCCACCCAAGAGCCACCCGAUACUUCAAUCGCUCAAACUUGCAGAUUUUC